AGGGUGUGCUGAAUUGUGCCGGUGGACUAAAAACUCCCGCCAUUUCGACAAGGAAUUAACCUCUUGAUUGAUUCGGGCUACUUUCUCGCAACACUCGUUGAUGCUAUUACUCAACACUUGAAACUCGGACCAAACGAACACGCAGCGGAUUCAGUUCAGCGGACAGCGAACCCGGUUUAAAAGACUUGGUUGGAAUUGUAACCACGCGCCAGACCUCCCGCGGACUGGGUUUGUGCUUUUGCCGCGAGUUUCAUUUCUGUGGGGUUUUGCAUCCUUUGACGUGCAUCCGAAGGAGCCAAAAGUUUACCAACUAUCCCGGGAGACUGGUUGAGCAGCGUGUUUGAAGACAGUACCUACGGGCAGCAUGACAGCGCAUCCAGAGGAGCUGGGAAUGAUGCGAUGAGGCAGACUGAGAGAAGCGCACUGUUAUUGUUUUGUAACGACAUAGCAAUCCGAGCUACGAGCUAGUCGGCUAGCUGCUACACGUUGAGAGCCGGGCCUGCCGGCGGUAACGUGAGACGUGCUACCGCUCGGCACUGACAUUUCUGCCGGUUGGAUACAUGCUAAGGACAUAUAAUCGUGUAUUGUGCUAGUCCGUCGCCAGAAGACCUAAACACACCAUCGGCAGUCGUGCCAUCUCUGGAUUUGAAAUGGCACCGCUUUUGGGCCGGAAACCGUACCCACUGGUUAAGCCGCUAGCCGAGCCACCAGGCCCGGGAGAGGAGGUCUACAUCAUCGAGCACACCAAGGAGGCCUUCAGGAACAAAGAAGAGUACGAGGCGCGGUUGGAGAGGUACAGCGAGCGCAUCUGGACGUGUAAGAGCACUGGAAGCAACCAGCUCACACACAAAGAAGCAUGGGAGGAGGAACAAGAAGUCACUGAACUGCUCCAGGAGGAGUAUAACGAGUGGUUUGAGAAGCCCGUCCUGGAGAUGGUCCACCACAACACAGUGUCUUUGGACAAACUGGUGGAAAUGGCUUGGGUGGAAAUCCUCACCAAGUACGCCGUGGGUGAAGAAUGUGACUUUCUGGUGGGGAAGGACAAAAGUUUGCGAGUCAAGGUGGUGAAGGUCCAUCCUUUAGAAAACCCCGAGGGUGAGCCUGGGGAGAAGAAGCUCGAAGGAGCCUGUGACUCCCCUUCCAGUGACAAGGAGAACGCAAGCCAGGAAAACCAGAGGAAAGAGCCUCCACUGCGAGAGGAGGAGAGCAGGAGGGAGAGCCUGAGUGAUCGGGCUCGACGUUCUCCGAGGAAACUUCCUACUGCCAUGAAAGAAGAGAAGAAGAGAUGGGUCAUGCCCAAAUUCCUCCCUCAUAAGUACGACGUGAAGCUCAUCAAUGAGGACAAGGUGAUCAGUAACGUGCCAGUAGACAGUCUGUUCAGGACAGAGCGUCCUCCCACCAAGGAGAUCAUACGCUACUUCAUCAGGCACUACGCUCUGAGGCUGGGCAUGGCAGAAAACGCUCCCUGGGUGGUUGAAGACGAACUGGUGAAAAAAUACAGUCUGCCCAGCAAAUUCAGUGACUUCCUGCUUGAUCCACACAAGUUUUUGGCAGAAAAUCCCUCAGCCAAGCGUAAAAGUUUGACGUCUCCGGAUGGGAGAUCAAGCAAGAAGCUGAAGACGGGCGACACGGCGGGACAGGAAUCGGGAAAUGAGAAGGGGGAAAAGAAAAGGAGAAAGAAGAGCGACGGCCUGGGGAUGCCCCUCAGUCCCACCAUUUGGGGUCACAUGCAGAAGAUUAAAAUGAAUGGUUCUCCACUCAAGGUAAAGAACUCGGGGACUCCUAAGAAGGACGGCAAGGGCUCUUCUCCCGCCUCGCCGAGAUCCGGCCGAAAGUCUGUGGACAAGAAGAGAGGAAAGAAAACAGGAAAAGGUGACGAUAAGCUCAACGUUCUCAAAGCCUCCAAAAAGGACGGAAAAGCCGGGGCGAAAACACCAAAGAUGAAGCAGAUGACUCUGCUACAUUUGGCCAAGAGCCCCCCUGCAGGAAGUCCAAAGAAGAGAGCCCGCAGUACAGGCAUGGGCACGCCGAAGCUCGGGAAGCCUCUGCACCCCAUGGCUCUCCACCUCCUUCGCUACUACAAAGAGAACAAGGGCAAAGAGGAUAAGAAGAACUCCCUUUCCUCUCUCAUCUCCAAAGCAGCGAAGGCCUUGUCCUCAGACGACCGCGGUCGGCUGCCGGAGGAGCUCAGAGAGCUGGUCCAGAAACGCUGGGAGCUUCUGGAGCAGAAGAAGCGAUGGGCCGCCAUGAGCGAAGAGGAGAGGAAGGUGGAGAUGAAGAAGAAACGCGAGGAGCUCCGGGAGAAGCUGAGAGAAAAGGCCAAGGAGCGACGCGUGAAGGAGAUGCUGGUCCGCCGCGAGCAGUCGCGAAGAUACGAAGACCAAGAGAUCGAAGGCGGCAAAAACCUGCCAGCGUUCAAACUGGUGGACAUGCCCGAGGGGCUGCCCAACACCCUGUUCGGCAACGUGGCCAUGGUGGUGGACUUCCUCCACUGCUACGCCGGGCUGCUGAUGCCGGACGACCAGUACCCGAUCACGGCCGUCGCUCUGAUAGAGGCGCUGGCGGGAGACAGGUCCGGCUUCCUGUACCUGAACCGCGUGCUGGUGGUCUUGCUCCAGACGCUGCUGCAGGACGAGCUGGCCGAAGGCUACAGCGAGCUCGACAUGCCCCUGUCGGAAAUCCCCCUCACCAUGCACUCCGCCUCCGAGCUGGCGCGGCUGUGCCUGCGGCCGUGCGACACCCACGGCGAGGAGAGCGGGCAGGGGUCGGAGGACUCGGGGGCCCCGGGGGGCUUCGACGACGUGGUGACGACGGAGUACCUGGAGAAGCUGGAGACGGUGGAGGUGUUCGAGCUGACUCCCGAGGAGAAGGUCACCCUGCUGGUGGCGCUGUGCCACCGCAUCCUCAUGACGUACUCGGUGGUGGACCACGUGGACGCCAAGCAGCAGCGGUCGGCCGAGCUGUGGAAGGAGCGCCUGGCGAUGCUGAAAGAGGUCAACGACCGCAAGAGGGCCGAGAAGAAGAUGCGGAAGGAGAUGGAGAGCAAAGGAGAGAAGAAAAAAGAGUCAAGUGUAAAGAAAGAAAACAAAAAAGAAGCGGUGAAGGCCGAGCCUGAGCCAGAGGACAUGAUCAGCUCGGUGAAGAACCGGCGGCUGAUGGCCAUGCAGGCCAAGAAGGAGAAGGAGGAGAUGGACAGACAGAACAAAGAACGGAUGGAGAAGGAGGCCGAAGAGGAGCGGAUACGUAAACAGAGGGCCGCCACCGAGAGAGCCUUCCAAGAUGGCAUCACCAAAGCCAGGCUGGUGAUGCGCCGGACGCCGCUGGGGACGGACAGGAAUCAUAACAGGUACUGGCUUUUCUCCGACGUCGUCCCCGGCCUGUACAUAGAGAAAGGAUGGGUGCAUGAAGGCAUCGACUACAACUUCACCCCCCCGCCAGAGGACAAACCAGCCGAACCCGAGGUGGAAGACGAGGAGGAGGAGGACAGUGAAGCAGCCGCUGCCCCUGAUUCACAGGAAGCUGAGAAGGAUGACGGGAGUGUCGAUGGUGCGGCGAGCGAAGGGCUGCAGCAGGGACCAGCAGUGGAUGUCUGCAUAGAGACGACGGUUCCCAAACAGGGACAGAACCUCUGGUUCAUCUGUGGCAGCCCGGCGGAGCUGGAGGAGCUGGUGGAAAGCCUUCAUCCUCAGGGGGUCAGAGAGAGCGAGCUCAAGGGAAAUAUACAAAGCAGGUACCAGGAGAUCGUCCACUCCAUCCACCUGAGCCGUAAAGCCAAGCUGGGCCUCAGGACCUGCGACGGCUACUCAGAGCUGCUCAAAUACAUGCGCAGCGACAUCCAGGAGGUGGCUUCACGACUCCAGAAGGGAGGCCUGGGAUACCUGGACGACAACACGGACAUCGAAGACCAGUUGGAACAUAUGGAGAGCUUGAAGGACUUUGGCGAGUGCGUCAUCACCAUCCAGGCUUGUGUCAUCAAGAAGUUCCUGCAGGGAUUCAUGGCCCCAAAGCAGAAGAAGAAGAAGAAGCAGGGAGGGGAAGAAAGCAGCAAAGCUGAAGAAGUGGACGAAGAGAAGAGGCUGGCAGAAGAAGCCAGGGUAGCGACAGCGGUGGAGAAGUGGAAGACGGCUAUCAGAGAGGCUCAGACCUUCUCCCGCAUGCACGUGCUGCUGGGGAUGUUGGAUGCGUGCAUUAAGUGGGACAUGUCGGCCGAGAACGCUCGCUGCAAAGUCUGUCGCAGGAAAGGUGAUGACGAGAAACUGAUCCUCUGUGACGAAUGCAACAAGGCCUUCCACCUGUUCUGUCUGCGGCCGGCUCUGUACCGCAUCCCCACCGGGGAGUGGCUGUGCCCGGCCUGCCAGCCGACCAUCGCCCGGCGAGGCUCCCGCUCCAGAAACUAUAAUCAGGACACGGAUGAAGAAGAGGAUGAGGAGGACUCUGAAGAGGAGGACUCCGACGAAGAUGAAGAGGACGAGGAGGAAAACGACUACAAAGCCAUGGGGCACAGCUUGAGACCAAGGAAGAAGAACAAGCAGUCUUCAACUCGACAAAAAAGCUCAAAGAGUAAAUCCAAGAAGCCGUCUCAGGGCAGCAAACAGAAAACGGGUCCCAACAGCCCUGCAGACAUCGAUGAAUUGGUGCGGCAGAGCUCCCAGACGGGAGUGCGCCGACAGGUGCUAGAGCUGGAGCGGUGCGAGGAAAUCCUCAAGAAACUGAUGAAGUUCCGCUACAGCUGGCCUUUCAGGGAGCCCGUUUCCCUGGAGGAGGCCGAGGACUACCUGGACAUCAUCUCCCAGCCCAUGGACUUCCAGACCAUGCUGGGGAAGUUCGGCCAAAGCUCGUACCGCCACGCUCAGGAUUUCUUCGAAGACUUGAAGCUGGUCUUCUCCAACGCCGAGGAGUACAACCAGCAGGGCAGCACGGUGCUCUCCUGCAUGGUGAAGACGGAGCAGGCCUUCACGGAGCUGCUGCAGAAGCUGCUGCCCGGCCUCACCUACCUCCGCCGCCGCUCACGGAAGAGAGUCAGCCAGCAGCCCGCAACGUCCGAGGAGGAGGAGGAGGAGGAGGAGGAGGAAGACGAAGAGGAGGAGGAAGAAGACGAGGAGCAGGAAGAGGAGCCCAAGAAGAAAAUGCAGAAUGGAAAAUCCAGCAGGAAGAACGCCAGAAAUGCUCGGGGACGCAAGGGCCGGGAGAGGGAGAGCGAGAGCGAGCAGGACGAGGAUGAGGAGGAGGAGGAGGAGGAAGAGGAGGAGGAGGACGACGGCGGCCCGAGGAGAAGCAAGCGCAGCCAGGCGUCCAGGAGCAGGAAGGACUACAGGGAGCAGGACAGCGACGGCGAGCGGGACACGAGGAGAACUCGCCAGCGGGGGGGCCGGGGCGACGCGAGCAGCGACGAGGACCGCCCCAGCCAGCAGCGACAUUCCAAGAGGCAGAAACGCUCGUGAAACCCGGGGCGCUCACUUGCUGUCCAGUCGUUAAAAUUCGCUUUAAAGUGAAAACCUGAAUCGAUCCCGCUCCUCUGACGACAAACCAACCCCUCCUCCUCCUCCUCCAGCCAGCGGGACGCAAUCCUCAGAAGGACUUUUUUGUGUUAAGAGUUUCUGUUCAUAUUUUGGAAACAAACAGAAGAAAACUGCUUUAUAUUUGUAACAUGUUUAAUAUUGGUGAGAAUUUUUUUUUUUUCCCAACAAAAACCAUAAAAACAAAAAAAAAAAAAAAAAAACAACCCACAACAACCUAUCUGAACUAAAGGAGAGGUGUUUGGUGCUCCUGGGACUCCUCCGUUUCUCCAUGACAACCUCACUCAAGUGUAAUUUGACCCGUGUCGUCUCGUUGAGCAGCUUUUUUAUAAUCCUCCCCGCGCGCUCCUCCCCGAGCGCCGCUCGUCUCGUCUUCACUCGCCGACCCGGCGUGGCUUCACCGGCUCGUUUCGGGGGAAGAUGUCGGAUGUCUUUCCCGCCUCUCGGUUACGAGUCACCGUGAAGCCGCGGACCGCCGGAGGCGGCGUCUUCACACCCGGAACCCUCCACCUGGUCUCCCCUCGCUGCACAACCACUCUGAUGGCUGCCACUGUAAAUUACUCCUACGUCUUGCCUCCAGAGUCAUGCUUUGGUUUAAAGCAAGUCAAUAGAUAAACUUUGUAGGAUUUUGCUAGUUGUAGUAGUUUUUUUUUUUUUCUUCUUUUUCUUUUUGGUUCUCUCCAUCCCGGGUUUAAAAGAUCAGAGCCUGGGUUCAGGAGUGGAGAUCAUUCUUAUCAUGUUCUGUCUUUUAAGGAAAUAACGCAACAGAACAGAGUUUGAUCUUAGCUCUUGGUGCCAAGAUGUUUUCAGGGAAGUGACUCUUGGCUUGUAGAGCUGAGUUGCCUCUCCUCCUCCUCCUCCUCCUCCUCUUCCUCCUCUGUAGUGCCCUGCCACUUUAAACGAACCGGUACCUCAAAUGAUCCAUUUGCACUCUUUCUGUGUAAAGAGCACCUCUGAUGCCAGCAGCUGCAGGACCAUACUUUAAA
This is a messenger RNA of Salarias fasciatus (jewelled blenny), 6502 nucleotides long. RefSeq names its product tyrosine-protein kinase BAZ1B-like. The transcript has 21 exons. Lineage: Eukaryota; Metazoa; Chordata; Actinopteri; Blenniiformes; Blenniidae. The record is from RefSeq and is a predicted model, not a curated record. Gene Ontology annotation, cellular component: WICH complex. Bases 651 to 5441 code for a protein of 1596 amino acids. Gene Ontology annotation, biological process: chromatin remodeling; DNA damage response. Gene Ontology annotation, molecular function: histone binding; histone H2AXY142 kinase activity.